CGUAAAACUUCAGGCGACCGUUGUCUUGGUGGCGUCAUUUUUGUGAGACACGCAGCAGAGAUCCCGUCAUUCAGGUAGUGGAGUAGUAAGCUAUGGCGUCCGGAGCUGAAGAGUCGCAGGGCGGCCACGACGCUGAACUGGACGAAUUACUGGACAGUGCACUGGAUGACUUUGAAAAGCAGUCUGCGCCACCUGAACCUAAAGCUCCUUCCUCCUCCUCAUCCAGUCAUGAAGCAGAGAAGGUUGAUGUUCUGCCGCCACUGCUCGAGGACAGCAAGCUUUUCGAGAAGCUCUUCGAGGGCGACAUGGCGGCCCAGGCCCAGCAGGAGUGGGAGAAAGCCAUGACGGAGCUGGCCCAGGAGGAGCCGGACCUGCUCCAACACUUUCAUAAACUCUCCGAGGCCGCCGGCAAAGUUGGCACUGACACAGCCUCUCAGCAAGAGUUCACGUCCUGCCUCAAAGAUACCCUGCGUGGCCUCGCCAAGAAUGCCGACAACCUGCAGUCUUCUGGCCUGGCCGGAGAUGAUCUAGUCAAGGCCCUGGAAGGCUUGGGUUUGGACGAGGGCGGCGAAGGCGGCGAGGGCAAGGACGCCAACAUCCUUCCCAUCAUGCAAUCCAUCAUGCAGAAUCUCCUCUCCAAAGAGGUGCUCUACCCGUCCCUCAAGGAGAUCACCACUAAGUAUCCAGAGUGGUUGGAGGCCAACAGGUCCAGCCUGAGCCCAGAAGACGUGCAGCGCUACGAGCAGCAGGCCAAGGUCAUGGGAGAAAUCUGCCAGCACUUUGAGAAGGAGGAAGACGGUGACAAGGUCUUUGAAAGCAUCAUGGACCUCAUGCAGAAGCUGCAGGACCUUGGACAACCACCGAAAGAGCUCGCAGGCGAUGCUCCUCCUGGCUUCAACUUCGAUAUGGACUCCCUCAACCUCCCUGGGGGACUCGGGGGGGCCGGGGCGGCCGAGCAGUGCUCCAUAAUGUGAGGAGGCGGCGGCUCGACCCCGGCCGCAGAGACGGCCUCACCCACUGAGACUGGGUGGCGGCAGUGUGGCGCUCAAGUCGUCCACGCUCGCCCUCGCGUCCCAAACACGCAGACAGAUGUGGACGAGGUUGCGAAAUUCCAGCAAACACUCGAGAUUUGAACAUCUCGACGUUUCUUUUUUCAUCCAGCUCUUUAAUUUUAACUGCAUUCCCACCUCCAUAAUGUUGGUACUGCACCCUCUCUGUCGGAUAUAUAAACCUCCUGCUACCUGUAAACCUCUUUAACCCACCACCCCGGCUCAAUUUGACAGAAAUUAUACGAUUGUGUCAAAAACAAAAAAAAACAAAAAUCCCAUUAUACAUUGUUUAGAUAUCACGAUGAACUCCAUUACUAACCAUUUCAGUGAAUAUUUAGUGCAUUACCUCUCACAGAUCCCGGUAAUGCUUCGAUGAGGCUCAUUCACUCAUUUUUCAUGUUAAAGCUUUUUAAUUAGGUACAAAAAUAUUUGUAAUAUGUGUUGAUUACACUUAUUAAGCCAGCGUUUCAUACUGAAAGACUAUUUUUAUGUACUUGUAUUUGUGUAUGUUUAAGCUGCCUGUUAAAAGAAAAAAAUUAAGGUACAAAAUAUUAAAUAAAAGUAAAUCUAGAUUUUUAGGUGUCAAUAUGACCUACAGUCUGACAAGAGGGUUAAAUUAAAUAAAACAAAAAAGGGGACUGAAAUUUGCAUUUAUUUAUUUUAUUUUUUUAAAUCUAGAUAUUUUUUUUCCAGGUUGGGUUGACCCAGGAUAUAACAGGAUUAAAGUAACUAAAAGAAAAAAGAGGAUUAAAAAAUUAAAAUAGUUAAUCUAUAUAUUUACAGGUCAAUUUAAACCAUAUAACAAAUGUAAAAAAAAAAAAUAUAUAUAUAUAUAUAUAUAUAUAUAUAUAUAUAAGGGGCAUGAUUGCUUUUUUCAACAAAAUCAAAAUUUUGACAGGUAAAUUUAAUUUACACCAUAACCAUAGGCUCAAAAUAGCAAAAAGAAAAAAUAAUUUAGCUUUUUAUGGGUUCACUUGACCACAUUGUUAGUUAAACUAACUCUAAUUAAAAUAACAAUGAAUUUAAAAAAAUGUAAUAUAGAUUUUUCCAUGCCAAUUUGAACCGCAUUACAACAGGAGAGAGAGAUGAAAAUUUUAAUAAUUAAAAAAAAAAAAGUUCAGAUUUGUAUAGGUCAGUUUGACCGGCAAAAUAACAGGAUGCUUAAAAUGGGUCAAUUUGAACCCCAAGAUAACAGGAGUCUUAACUGGUGUGAGCGUGUUGUAAGUUCAUGUCGUAUUCUAAUGUGUAUAACAAACACAAACACACAGGACUGUGUGUUGAUCCUUAUUUCAAAAUAGAUCAUUACAGUUGUUAAUGUUGCCUCACCGUAAUAAUGUUUCCCACAUUCAUCCUGAGAUUGAUCUGAAGUGAUUGAUUUGAUUGCUGCUGCUGAUGAUGAUGUCACCUUAAGUGCUUCCCUUGAUGGUCUGUGUUUUUAUUGUGUAGAUUGAUGUUUGCUUUCAAUAGAAAAGCUUAUUGAGUUGAGGGUUUUCACGCUCCCUCUUUAACAGGUGCAUUUCCGAAAGGCCAGAGCACUUUGUGUGUGUAACAAAGUUGUUUUACUGUGUGCGACUAUGGAGGCAGGUCUAGAAAGCACAGGGCAAACUCCGGUAUAAUAAAAAGGCAGUGAGCCGUGCAGAGAGAAGGUUGUGUCAGUUAAAGCGCUGUCAUCAUCAUGCCAUCCAUUCAGGGCUCAACGACGUAGCGCCCAGAGCUGCUACUGUGUUGUUUUGCCCUGUUUUUUGUUGUUGUUGUUGUUGUUGUUGUAAAUAUACUGAAUAAAAGAGUGAUAUCAUGAAGAUAAA
Molecule: messenger RNA, 2854 nt
Organism: Phyllopteryx taeniolatus (common seadragon)
Lineage: Eukaryota; Metazoa; Chordata; Actinopteri; Syngnathiformes; Syngnathidae
Gene: pex19
Product: peroxisomal biogenesis factor 19
Exons: 8
Coding region: 93-974 (293 amino acids)
Biological process (GO): protein import into peroxisome membrane
Cellular component (GO): peroxisome; peroxisomal membrane
Source: RefSeq, a predicted model, not a curated record